AGUGAUAUUUGUAUAUAUUUAUGUCCCAUUUACCCAAAGGAAAUUACUCCUUGCAUUUUGAACUUCCUUUGAAAAAGAGUUUUUUGAACUUCCUCAUUGCAUGGCAUGGGAGAUGAUGCUGUUAGAGAGGAAUUGAUGUAGAGCUGCCACAUUUUUCUCCAAUCCACUCAUCAUCGUCUGCUACCUCUCUUCUUCCUUACCUUAGUUCCUUCUCCUCCACAUCAACGUACAAUUCUCCAUAUCGAUCGAGAUUCUUCUGAAAAUCCAUCCGUCACAGAGCCAUCGAUCAUGGCCCAAGAGGCGCUGAUCUACAGCUUUGUGUCCCGAGGGACCGUCAUCCUCGCCGACUACACCGAGUUCUCCGGCAAUUUCACCGACGUCGCCGCCCAGUGCCUCCACAAGCUCCCCACCUCCGACAACAAAUUCACCUACAAUUGCGAUGGCUACACUUUCAAUUACCUCGCCCAGAACGGGUUCACCUACUGCGUUGUUGCAACUGAAUCUGCUGGAUCACAACUUCCAACCGCCUUCUUGCAGCGUGUGAAGGAGGAUUUUAUCAAGAGAUAUGGUAAAGGGAAGGCAGAUACCGCUAUUGCAAAAAGUCUUACUAAGGCAUUUGGGCCAAAACUGAAAGAACACAUGAGGUAUUUUAUUGACCACCCAGAAGAAAUUAGCAAGCUCACCAAGGUUCAGGGUCAGGUCGAUGAAGUAAAGGGUGUCAUGAUGGGAAACAUUGAGAAGGUUCUUGACCGUGGUGAGAAGAUUGAGCUUCUUGUUGAUAAAACAGAGAAUCUUCGCUCACAGGCACAGGAUUUCAGAAAACAAGGGACUGCAGUGAAGAGGAAGUUGUGGUUUGAAAACAUUAAGAUAAAACUGAUUGUGCUGGGCAUCAUUGCAGCAUUGAUUCUCAUUAUUGUCUUGUUUGUCUGCCAUGGUUUCAAGUGCUGAUCACCCUGCGAGAUCUGUUACGGGUCUUAAUUUGCCAUUUUUGUUCUGAAGGGGUUGCGCAGGUUGGCCUACGCUUUUUGGAGGAACAACUAACCGUUUCGCACUAGAUGGCAAUCUAUAUUCAUUCAUUGGUAUUUGUGUUGCUUUGGUUGCGUUGAUCUCAUAAUCAAGAGAACUUUGUAUA
Molecule: messenger RNA, 1132 nt
Organism: Cuscuta campestris
Lineage: Eukaryota; Viridiplantae; Streptophyta; Magnoliopsida; Solanales; Convolvulaceae
Source: the annotation of a GenBank genome assembly